UGUGGGUGACGUGCAGGAGGAGGAGAGUUUCCCCCUUCACUCCCUCUGGACUCUGGUCGGGACCUCAGAGCAGUGAGAGCUCAGGCAGGAAAAAGGUGAAGAAGAUGAAGAAGCUGGUGGUGUUUUUGCUCUGCGUGGUCCUGCUGACCAUCUACACAGAUGCCAACCCUAUCAUCAAGGAGAGCUUCGCUAAGCAGCUGCUCCGCAGUAAGAGGCAGGAUCAGCCAAUGAAGCCUGGCCACCCCGAUGAGCCAAUGAGAGAGCACCUGCUCCACAUGCAGGCUCUGGAUCAGAGGGCCCAGGAGACUAACUUGGAGCACUGGCUGAACCCCCACUGCUACCCUCACUGUGACAGGAACUACGGACACCCCGUCUGAUGAUGGUGAUGACUGAGUGAAGGACCAGACGUGACAGCAUGGACCCAACGGGGAAAACUCUUGAAAAAUUAAAAGAUGGGAAGACACACUCUCUCUCUGCUGAGAUAUGACCAUGUGAAGAGUGGAUAAAUGGUCAUGCAUAUAUCUCUCUGUAUUACAGCUGUGUAGUUUACUGUUUUCAGUGGUUUCUGCAUUUAUUCUCUCAAUUGUGUAUCAAUCACCAUCAGAGUGAGAUGUAUUAACAGUGAUAUAAUCACAAAUAAAUCCAAAUGCAUGAGUAACAA
This is a messenger RNA of Epinephelus moara (kelp grouper), 661 nucleotides long. RefSeq names its product chromosome 5 C17orf67 homolog (gene c5h17orf67). The record is from RefSeq and is a predicted model, not a curated record. Lineage: Eukaryota; Metazoa; Chordata; Actinopteri; Perciformes; Serranidae. The transcript has 4 exons. Bases 105 to 377 code for a protein of 90 amino acids.